This is a messenger RNA of Ostrinia furnacalis (Asian corn borer), 499 nucleotides long. RefSeq lists its product as uncharacterized. The record is from RefSeq and is a predicted model, not a curated record. Bases 1 to 336 code for a protein of 111 amino acids. The transcript has 4 exons. Lineage: Eukaryota; Metazoa; Arthropoda; Insecta; Lepidoptera; Crambidae.
AUGCUUGCCUCCAGUGAUCGCCGUGACGUCACCGCGCGCCGGCCAAUCGCGUGCCCGAGCGCGCGGGGCGGCGGCGCGAGCGCAGCGCGGGCCAGUCGCGCCCCGCCGCCGGCCCGGCCGCGCGUGCCGGCCGACGGGCCGACUCCCCUGGCCCUAUCCACCAGUGAGUGUGUGUUUCUUAAUUGGAGCGCUCGUGAAAAACCACGCCGGCCUCCAGAAUACAGGACCUUCAACGUGGGACGCCAGCCUUCGCUCGACGGGGAUGGAGGAGUGACACUUCUUCCCAUGGGACCUGUCAACAGGGAGGAGGACAAGUCAAACUUCACUGGCGGCUGAAGUGACGUCCAUCAACAUGGCGAAAGAUAAUUCAAUUCGCGCGUGGCGAUAGUCUGGGCAUCCCGGCGGGCUGGCUGUGCUACUUAGCGCCGGAGCUGGUGCGGGCGCUUCGCCCCCACGCGUCGCUCCACCUGCCUUUCUCUAAAGCCACCGACGUUUAUGC